Molecule: messenger RNA, 364 nt
Organism: Drosophila guanche
Lineage: Eukaryota; Metazoa; Arthropoda; Insecta; Diptera; Drosophilidae
Product: acylphosphatase-2
Exons: 4
Coding region: 16-363 (115 amino acids)
Molecular function (GO): acylphosphatase activity
Source: RefSeq, a predicted model, not a curated record
CAAAUAUCUUCCAAAAUGAAUAACAAAAUUACAAAGUCCACAGCCCCUCCAAGGGGAAAAACAGCCACCGAUGGGGAGAACAUUUUUGGUUGCCAGUUCGAGGUCUUCGGGAAGGUUCAGGGCGUCUACUUUCGGAAGCACACAAAUAACAAGGCAAAACAGCUGGGACUGGUCGGGUGGUGCAUGAAUACUGAUGAGGGUUCGGUAAAGGGUGUCAUGGAAGGAAGUUUGGACAACAUCACGGAAAUGAAGAGCUGGCUGCAGCACACGGGCAGUCCUCGUUCGGUGAUCCAAAAGGCCGUCUUCUCGUCGAACGAGCCUUUGGCCAGCUCCAACUUCAAGACUUUCUCAAUACGACGCUGAA